UCAAAGGCACUCACGUUCAACAACACAAAGCUCUUACGUGUUCCCACUUUCUCUCUCUCCAUUCUCACCCCACAAUUUAAGAACAACUUUGCGGGAUCUGCAAUCCUUAAAACUCAACCAACACUCUUCGAAUCUCGAAUCUCAACCUACUUCUUCAUCUUCUCUAUACCCCCAUCAAACCCAAGAUGAAGAAGUCCGGCCUCUUCGCUGCCUCCGUCGCCGCUGCUUCUGCCGCCGUCUCCUCUUCCAACAACCACCAGGACGGUAUGGCUGAGAGAGGUCACCAGAGUUCUUCUUCCACGAAGGCUAAUUCGUCUUCGUCAGAGAAAUUCGCGCCGAGAUUCGACGGGUUGCGCUUCAUUGAAACUCUCGUAACUGCUCACAGAUGAAGGGAAAAAAAGUGUACUUCACAAUUAAAUUCUCUCUUCCUUCUUUGGGAGCUUGUUCCUCCUCUGUUUUUUUUUUUUUUUCUGUGUUACUUGUUAUUUAGACAAGUAUUAAUGAUUAAUGAUUCAUCUGUGGGAAAAUAUUUCAACCUUUUUACUGUUUUAUUUCCCGUAGGAGUUUAUUUUUAUUAGGAGUCUUUUGGAGAAGGUUAAAAAGGAAAAAAAAUUGUGUAAUUUAAAUUUUUAAUGUCACGGGAUUAUUUGAUGAUUAUGCUCUCGUGGUGCUAAUUCUGACCUUA
This is a messenger RNA of Arachis ipaensis, 685 nucleotides long. RefSeq lists its product as uncharacterized. The record is from RefSeq and is a predicted model, not a curated record. NCBI's taxonomy places the organism in Eukaryota, Viridiplantae, Streptophyta, Magnoliopsida, Fabales, Fabaceae.